Molecule: messenger RNA, 2466 nt
Organism: Diaporthe batatas
Lineage: Eukaryota; Fungi; Ascomycota; Sordariomycetes; Diaporthales; Diaporthaceae
Exons: 3
Coding region: 1-2466 (821 amino acids)
Biological process (GO): glycoside catabolic process; fucose metabolic process
Cellular component (GO): lysosome
Molecular function (GO): alpha-L-fucosidase activity
Source: RefSeq, a predicted model, not a curated record
AUGAGGACCUCACUGUCUGCAUUGGCUGCUUGCGCUGGGCUAGGUGCUGUCCUCGGCCAAGAGCUCGACGCGUCUCUUGUCGUGAAUCCAAAGAACAGCCCCGGAGUCGCUGGUAGCAUCUCAUCCCUGCCGGUCGAUAUCUCCAGCCUCCGCAAUAACCGAGGGUUCGGCAACAGUCCCGGCGACGCGGACUUUGACGGCUCCGGCGCCAGCUACCCGGCCGAGUUUCUACCGGACGAGAACUUCACCUAUGGAGGCGUGGACUUCAUCUUCCCACAGUAUCAGCAAAACAAUGGCAACGACAAUGUCUUGGCCGAAGGCCAGACGCUCAAUGUCACAAGCGGCCGCUACAUAGGCGUGCAAAUGCUCGCUGCGGCGGAGAGCGCCAUCGCCACGGGCUAUGUCAAUGCCGCGUACGCUGACGGCUCGACUACCAGUGGUGCCGUGUUGGUCGACCCGUUCUGGGCUUGGCCGUACCCAUAUGGUGGCGACAUCAUCUUCCCUUAUCACCUGACCAACGAGACAGUGGACUACAACCGAUCCAUGAUCUUCCGGACUGUCACCUGGCUCGACAGCUCGAAGGAGCUGACGAGCCUGCAGCUGCCGAACGUGACUUCUGGGGCGGGGAAUGGCCCAGGCGGCGGCGCGGAGCAGACGAGGCUGCACAUCUUCGCGGUGUCGUUGAUCCCGACCGACGCCGAUGGACUGAGCUUGAAUGUGGAGCUGGCCCGGAGCACCAACACGUGGGUCGAGGGCACCAACAAGACCCAGAUCUUCGAGGCCAUCAUCAACAACGUCGGCACCGACUGGGUCCUCGCCAACCAGAGCGUCACCGUGUCGAUCGAGUCCGACGGUGUGCAGACGGUCCAGCCGGGACGCAUCAACCGACUGCGGCCCGGAGACCAGGCUCGUGUCCAGAUUGGCGUUGUAAAUGCAGACGGCGUGGCAGAAGGGACCGAUGGCACUGCCACCUUGGUCAUCUCUGGCACCGGCCUGUCUACCAACUACACCAUCUACGCCCACGAGUCCCCACCGUGGUUCAACAACGCCAAGUACGGCAUCUUCAUCCACUGGGGGGUGUACGCCGUCCCCGGCUGGGGCAACUCGGGCAACAACGAGUCCUACGCCGAGUGGUACUGGUGGUGGAUGAACUCGGGCCCCGACAGCACCCGCGAUCGGACAUAUGAGUACCACCUCGCGACGUACGGGCCGGACGUGGUCUACGACGACUUCAUCGCCAACUUCACGGCGUCGCAGUUCGACCCCAAGGAGUGGGUCGACCUGUUCGCAGACGCGGGCGCCAACUACUUUGUCCAGGUGUCCAAGCACCACGACGGCUACGCCAUCUUCGACCUCCCCGCCAACGUCACGGAGCGCACGAGCGUCGCGCAGUUCCCCCACCGCAACCUCCUCCAGGAGAUCUUCGACGCCGCGGAGCAGCACCAGCCCCAGCUGCACCGGGCCACGUACUACAGCCUGCCCGAGUGGUUCCACCCGGACUACCGCUCCCUCGGCUUUGCGAGCUGGCCGGGUGGCAACGCCACGAACCCGUACACAAAUCAGACGCUGCCCUACACAGGGUACGUUCCCCUGGACGAUUACGUCUCGGACAAGAUCCUGCCCGAGAUGCGGACGCUGGCCGGCAUGGGCACCGAGGUCAUGUGGUGUGACAUCGGCGGCCCGAACAGGACGGCUGAGUUUGCGGCCGAGUACUUCAACGCUGCGGCCAGGAAGGGCAAGCAGGUCCUGACGAACAACCGGUGCGGCACCCCGGGGGACUUUGACACGCCUGAGUACGCGAGAUACGAGGCGGUCCAGGUGCGGAAGUGGGAGUCGAACCUGGGCAUGGAUCCUUUCAGCUACGGGUAUAACAGGGCAACGCCCGACGACAAGUACCUGACGGCUCAGGGCAUCGUGACGAGCCUGAUGGAUAUUGUCAGCAAGAACGGCAACUUCCUCCUAGAUGUGGGACCCACUGCCGAAGGUGUCAUCGUGGACAUUUCACAGCGCAACCUUCGCGCGGCAGGCGUCUGGAUCAAGUCCCACGCCGAGGCGAUCUUCAACACGACCUACUGGUCCAUCACACCAGAAGAGGGCGACACCGUCCGGUUCACCCAGACCCCCGACGCCUUCUACAUCAGCACCCUCUACGCGCCCAACGACACCCUCGUGCUCACCUCGCCCGUGCCCUACGUCGAGGGUGACGAGGUGACCGUCGUCGGCGGCAACGCAUCCGGCACCGUCGUCCCCAGUGAGCUCUCGGACGGCAGGCUGACGCUGACCAUCAGCGAGGCCGUGAGGGAUGCGGACGAGUAUGCUUGGGUGUUCAAGAUUGCCUAUGGCGGUGCCAACAGCACGAGUCUGAAUGGGCGCGACCCGGGGGAGGAGAAUGCUGCACGCGCAGUCGGAAGUUCUUCCUUGUUGGCGUUGACAGCGCCGCUGGUCCUCAUGCUAUUCAUGAUCUGA